CGUGCACUGUCCCGCACUGAGAAACGAGAAGCGCUGGAGAGAGCGCACUGUGCCUUAUAUAUAGACUAUCUUUGGGAACUCUGAACGCGGUUUCCACCGCGCACACAAUUGGUCUAGGAGCCGUAUUUAUUAAGUAGGAGGCGCUCCUGCCGGGCAAACUUUGUUCAUGACUGUGGAAGUUCACUCGAGGAAAAAGCGCGCAGAAGUUUGACAUCUCUUCAGGAGCAAGUGCAUUAAUACUGAAUACACACCGAGCACGCGUGGACAUGGCUUUACCUUGCCUUUUGCCUUCGAUUUCAACGUUUGCAAACCAGAAGGAGAAGCUCUGGGAGGAUAGAUGGAAGAUUGAGGAGCACAAACCACUGAACGCCAGCUGCCCUCCGCUCAACGUGGCACUGAACACAGACACUUGUCGAGGCCGUAAGGAUGACGAGGAUCUCAGCAAUUAUUUAGACCUGGAGUUUAUCCUGGCCAACACCACGGGCCCUCUGGAGGCCGGAGCCGAGUUCAUCUCCCACUCCGAGCCAUGCGGCAUGUACUCCACUGCAGUUUACUCAUCUCCAGAAGCACCUCCACCAUACGGCCUCAUGGCAGAGCUCCUGCGAUCUGAUGUAGACUCCACGUAUGACACCACAGUGCAGGGGAGAUUCCUGCUCAACUCCAGCGGCUUCCCCAGACAGGAGUUUCCUGAAAUCAAAGUGGAGCCGCCGAUGGAUGGCUACGGUCCGGUGAUAGGCAUGGUGCCACAAACCUGCCAAAAAAUCAAGCAGGAAGGCAACGUUUCAUGCAUGAUGUCUUUCGAGCAGCCCAGACUAGCAGUUUCUCCGCAGGCCACCGGGAAUAUGACUCCUCCGCUGAGUCCUGACGACUCCCACCUCCGUCAAACGACAUAUACACAGAGCUACCAUCACUCUCCUCCGGCGUAUCCGCAGGUGCCAAUGCAGUUCACCGCGCCACACCAGUUUGCCAUGUAUGAGGAGGCAAUGGGGAUGCAACCCAGCAUGCAGCGGGCUCUUCUCACUCCUCCGUCCUCUCCGUUAGAGCUAAUGGAGUCUAAACCCAAGCGAGGGCGACGCACCUGGCCGAGGAAGCGCAUGGCGACACAUACAUGCACAUACGCCGGCUGCGGGAAGACGUACACCAAAAGCUCCCAUUUAAAAGCGCAUCACCGCACUCACACCGGUGAAAAACCAUACCACUGCAACUGGGAGGGAUGCGGAUGGAAGUUCGCCCGUUCUGACGAGCUGACGCGUCACUUCCGUAAACACACGGGCCACCGGCCGUUCCAGUGCCACCUGUGUGAACGUGCCUUCUCCCGCUCCGACCACCUGGCGCUGCACAUGAAGAGACACCUGUGAGGGCCGGAUCCACCACAACUGCCUUAUUUAAUGACUCUUAUUAUAUAUAUAUCAUCAUACUUUUAUAACAAAGUAGCUGGUACUACAUAGAUCACGCAGAGCUCUUUUUAAGGCCUUUUUUUGGGGUUAAAAAGCAUCCUGAAAGGCUGGUCCUACGAAUCGGUGUCCAAUCCGGAGACUGUUAUGUUGAAUUAACGAUGCCACAACGAGUGCAAAGCCUGACGACUAGCAAACCAAAGUGGAAAAUGCACAACGAUGUUGACAAUGUUUUGCUCGAAACUGCCAUGCAACAAAUGUGUUUCAUUUUUACCAGGGCUGGGAGGAUAAAAUCAUUAUUGUGAAUCAAGAAAUGAUUCCUACAUUUUCUGAAUGCAUUGCGAUUUCCUUUUGAAUCGAUUUGAAGCUUAGUUUUUACCACCAGAGGGCACUGUAUGCUUUACACAUACAAUUUAAAUGUAAAACAAUUAUUAAUACAAACAUUUGUACAUAAACUAGCCUAGACCUCUGUUAAAAGUUAACCUAUAGUGCGUCUGCUGUUAAAAACUAGCCUAGAGCGCCCUCUAGUGUUAAAAACUAGCCUAGAGUACUGUCUGGUGUUUACAAACUAGUCUAGAGCUUCAUCUACUGUUCAAACCUAGCCUAGACCUCUGUUAAAGAUUAACCUAUAGUGCAUCUGCUGUUAAAAACUAGCAUAGAGCUGCCUCUGGUGUUAAAAACUAGCCUCGAGUGUCAUCUGCUGUUUGAAAACUAGCCUAGAGUGCAUUCUUCUGCUCAAAACUAGCCUUGACCUCUGUUAAAAUUAGCCUAUAGUGCGUCUGCUGUUAAAAACUAGCCUAGAGCGCCAUUUGGUGUUAAAAACUAGCCUAGAGCGCCCUCUGCUGCUCAAAACUAACCUAAACCUCUGUUAAAAAUUAGCCUAUAUAGUGUCUGGUGUUAAACACUAGUCUAGACUGCCCUCUGAUGUUAAAAAAAACUAGCCUAGAGUGCCUUUUGUUGCUUAAAACUAGCCUAGACCUCAGUUUAAAAAUUAGCCUACAGUGCAUCUGCUGAUAAAAACUAGCCUAGAGCGCUCUCAGGUGUUAAAAACUAGCCUAGAGUGCUGUCUGCUUCUCAAAAACUAGUCUAGACUUGAUUCCUUUGCUUAAAACUAGCCUAGACCUCUGUUAAAAAAUUAGCCUAUAGUGCGUCUGCUGUUACAAACUAGCCCAGAACAUCCUCUGGUGUUAAAUAACUAGCCUAGAGCACCAUCUGUUGCUCAGAACUAACCUAGACCUCUGUUAAAAAUUAGCCUUUAUUGCGUCUCCGGUUAAAAACUAGCCUAGAGCGCCCUCUAGUGUUAAAAACUAGUCUAGAGCGCCCUCUGCUGCACAAAAUUAGCCUAAACCUAUGUUAAAAUUAGACAAGAGUGCGUUUGCUGGUAAAAACUAGCAAAGAGCGCCCUCUGGUGUUAAAAUCUAGCCUAGAGCACACUGUGGUGUUAAAAACUAGCCUAGAGCGCCUUCUGCUGCUCAAAACUAGCCUAGAUUUCUGUUAAAAAUUAGCCAAGAGCGCCGUUUGCAGUUCAAAACUAGCCUAGAUUGCUGUUAAACAUUAGUCUAGAUCCCAUAUGCUGUUAUAAACUCACCUAGAGCGCCAUCUGCUGUCAAAAAACUCACCUAGAGCGCCAUCUGCUGUUAAAAACGGAUCUUAGAAUUGAUUCCAGAGAGAAUCGGGACGCAGUUAAAAAUCUAACAAUCGAUUCAUGAAUAACAAUACAAUGAUUUAUCAAUUCCAGCCCUAAUUUUUUACAUAUUUCUUUCCAAAUGUUGGUAACGCUUUACAAUAAUGCUGCAUUUAGUAAAUGCAUUGAGCAAAAAAAGUGUGUAAUUUAGGUGCAUUGGAUCACACCAACAGAUGCAACUUUUGUAAGUGUUAAAGGGACGGCUCACUCCAAAACUGAAGAUGACCUCCAUUGACUUUCAUAGUAAUUGUUUUUUAUCCUAUGGAAGUCAGUGGAGACCAUCAAGUAGCAUUCUUCAAAAUAUCUUCUGUAGUGUUUAACAGAUGAAAAGAGUGAGUGAAUGAUGACAGAUGUAAUUCCUUGUGUGAACUAUCCCUUUAACGCAUGUUCCCUAUUGUAAAACAUUCCUCAAACGGCGGCACAUUCAGUGUCCUCUUGUUCAAUAGCACCGGAUGCGCUGGGUCUUGAAGUCCUGGGUCUUUUUUUAUAUGAUUGUGUACAUACAUUUUAUAUUGUAAGUACUGUAUUUAUUGUAAAUAUUAAACUAAAUUUGAAUAUAAA
Danio rerio (zebrafish) is the source of this 3639-nucleotide messenger RNA. Lineage: Eukaryota; Metazoa; Chordata; Actinopteri; Cypriniformes; Danionidae. The record is from RefSeq and is a predicted model, not a curated record.